GUUCGGUUUUAUUGAAGGGGUUGGACUAGUUCUAGGAUGUUGCUAGUUAGCUUAAAGCGAUACGGCCGCAGAACCCUGUUGUACGGCGACUGCUGAUAGCCGGCUAGAUAGUUAAUGUACUGUAUAGCUCGUAAAUAGUUUAGCUAACACAUUAUGUUAUGAUGAACUAAAUGACCUUUAAUAUACGAAUGUCUAGCGUAAUGUUACGGGUUGGAAACACUGUCGCCUGCAGGGCCUGUGGGAUUCUGGUACCCGCCCGUGUAGGUGUGAGGUUCCGUCUGCCCUUACAGAAACUGCACCCUUUGUCCCGUGCUAUCCAUCACCGCUACUCUUCGAACGCCAAUCCCUGCCGCCCCGCUCACCGCUCGGCCGCCCGUCACUACACCUCCCUGUCCCGCCCUCCUGUGCGCAGUGCUCGGCUUUCCUCGGGGGGACAUGGAUAUCAGCAACGUCGCACGUUCUGGGUGGCCCAGCUGGCCACAAGGCUCCUGAGACUGCGCUAUCUCGUACUGGGAUCUGCCCUGGGUGGAGGAUACACUGCCAAAAAGACUUAUGAGGAAUGGAAGGAUAUGAUUCCAGAUUUCAGCCAAUACAAGGGGAUUGUGCCAGAUUUCUUUCGAGAACUGAAUGAAAGUAUCGACUUGGAAAAGCUCUCCAAGGCCCUGCCUGAUGCUGAGGAGCUGGCCAAGCUGCUGCCUGACCUGACCAAGAUUGGCGAGAACUUCUCCUUCCUCAAGGGCCUCAUCUCCAACGGUGUGGUUAGUGAGGUCACAGGAGCUACUGGUCUACGUGUGUUAGAGUCUUCUGGAGAGCCUGCACUGACACCAGUAGAAAACAAUGGACCAGAAAACAGCGAGAAACAGGCCAUACUGGAUGAGCUCGCUCUUGUUCAGCAGCAGAUCAGGCAGCAAGAGGAGGAGGCGCCAAAGGCGCCAGUCGAUAACCCCGCCCCGAGCCCCGCGCAGCACAAGCGAAAGGGGGCUGAUAAAGAAAAAGUGGAACAGCUGCAAGACGAGCUGCUGAAGACUCAGAUGAAGUACCAGCGCAUGCUGGAGCGACUGGAGAAGGAGAACAAGGAGCUGAGGAAGGAGGUCUUGCAGAAGGACGACAAGGGGAUCCACCAGAGAAAGGUCAAGAAGUCUUUGAUUGACAUGUACUCUGAAGUGCUGGACGUCCUGUCUGACUACGACUCCAACUACAACACCCAGGAUCAGUUGCCGAGGGUGGUGGUGGUUGGGGACCAGAGUGCAGGGAAGACCAGUGUUUUGGAAAUGAUCGCCCAGGCCAGGAUAUUCCCCCGGGGCUCAGGGGAGAUGAUGACCAGGUCCCCUGUGAAGGUGACCCUAAGCGAAGGACCUCACCAUGUCGCCAUGUUCAAGGACAGCACGCGCGAGUUUGACCUGGCCAAAGACGAAGACUUGGCGGCCUUGCGUAACGAGAUCGAGAUCCGAAUGCGCAAAAGCGUGAGGGACGGACAGACUGUCAGCCCUGAGACCAUCUCCCUGAGUGUGAAGGGUCCAGGGAUCCAGAGGAUGGUGCUGGUGGACUUGCCCGGGGUUAUCAGUACUGUGACCGCCGGCAUGGCCGCAGACACGAAGGAGACCAUCUUCAGCAUCAGCAGGGCCUACAUGCAGAACCCCAACGCCAUCAUCCUCUGCAUUCAGGACGGGUCGGUGGACGCCGAGCGCAGCAUCGUCACUGACCUGGUCAGCCAGAUGGACCCGCAGGGGAAGAGGACCAUCUUCGUCCUGACCAAAGUGGACCUGGCUGAGAAGAACCUGGCCAGUCCCAGCAGGAUCCAACAAAUAGUCGAAGGAAAACUUUUUCCCAUGAAGGCUUUGGGCUACUUUGCUGUGGUGACUGGGAAAGGAAGUAGCAGCGAAAGCAUUGACGCAAUCAAGGAUUACGAAGAGGACUUUUUUGAGAAUUCUGCGUUGCUGAAGAAAGGCAUGCUGAAGCCUCACCAGGUGACCACUAAGAACCUGAGCCUGGCCGUGUCUGACUGCUUCUGGAACAUGGUGGGCGAGUCGGUGGAGCAGCAGGCCGACGCUUUCAAAGCAUCUCGUUUCAACUUGGAGACCGAGUGGAAGAACAAUUACCCCCGCCUGCGGGAGCUGGACAGGAAUGAACUCUUCGAAAAAGCCAAGAAUGAAAUCCUAGAUGAAGUGAUCAACCUGAGUCAAGUCACCCCAAAGCACUGGGAGGACAUCCUGCAGAAGAAGCUGUGGGAGAGGAUGCAAACCUACGUCAUAGAGAACGUCUACCUGCCUGCCGCGCAGACCCUGGACUCCGGGACCUUCAACACCACCGUGGACAUCAAGCUCAAGCAGUGGACUGACAAGCAACUGCCACGCAAAGCGCUGAAGGUGGCCUGGGAAGCACUACAGGACGAGUUCACGCGCUACGUGUCCGAGAGCAAGGGGAAGGACCGGGACGACAUCUUCGACCGGCUCAAGGAGGCCGUGAAGGAGGAAAGCAUCAAGAGACACAAGUGGAACGAGGAAGCGGAGGAGAGCUUGAGGGUGAUUCAGCACAACGCCCUGGAGGACCGCUCCAUCGCCGACAAGCCCCAGUGGGACGGCGCCAUCCGCUUCAUGGAGGAGACUCUCCAGGCGCGGCUGGAAGACACGGAAAGGGUCAUCGAGGACAUGGUGGGACCCGGCUGGAAGCAGAGGUGGAUGUACUGGAGGAGCCGCAGUCCGGAACAGCACGUCCGCAAUGAGACCAAAAAGGAGCUGGAGCGCAUGCUGAAGCUGAACGAGGACCACGCCGCCUACCUGGCCAACGAUGAGGUCACCACCGUGCGCAAGAACCUGGAGGCUCGCAGGGUGGAGGUGGACCCCAACCUGAUAAAGGACACCUGGCACCAGCUGUACCGCCGGCACUUCCUCCAGAGGGCGAUCUCUCACUGCAACCUGUGCCGGAGGGGCUUCCACUACUACCAGAGGGGCUAUCAGGACUCGGAGCUGAACUGUGACGACGUCGUCCUGUUCUGGCGAAUUCAGAGAACGCUGGGAAUCACCACCAACACACUGAGGCAGCAGCUCACCAACACGGAAGUGCGCCGCCUGGAGAAGAACGUGAAGGAGGUCCUGGAGGACUUUGCGGAGGAACCGGUGAAGAAGAGUCAGCUGAUCACGGGCAGGAGGGUGAAGCUGGCUGAGGACCUCAAAAAGGUCAGAGAGAUUCAGGAGAAAUUGGAUGCUUUCAUAGAAGCCCUUCAUAAGGACAAGUAAUGAACAGGACACGGGAUGCCAGUUGCUGAUCACUGUCAAGAUGGCCGAUCAGAAAAGAGAAGGCAACCCUCGCCGCCCUGUGAACUACUGCCUGCCAUUUUCUUUCUUCUGUCUGAUUUGAACGGCGUCUGCCUCGGCCUGUCACGCUCCAGUCUGAGGGGUAAAAAGACACACGACCAACUGUUUUUAAUGCAGAGCGCACUGAAGAGCAGAAGACUUCUGCGCUGACCACAGACUCCUUUUUCUCACCUGGGGGACUUUGCAGCGCCGUGUGUCACCGGGGGAGAAGUUCGAAUAUUCAGUUCUGAUCAGUUAUUGCCUUUGUAUGUGCAGGAAGUGAUCCCUGUCUCCUGCUCGUAUGCUAUGAACUCAAUGCGCAGGGGAAAAGAUGCAUUUAAGUGUGGCGUUCAUCUGGUUCCUAUGAAAUGACUUGGAAAGGGAGAGAGUUCCUUUUCUUGCAUGGGGGAACCCGCUGCAGCUGCUUGCCAAACCUCUACAGCUAGACAGGGGUGAAUUGAUUGAUGGGAUGGGUGGGGGGGGAGGGGCCCUUGAGAUUGGGGUGAGUCUGUGUGAACGAACUCUCAGAUUCAAGAUGGCUCUGUCCUCCCCCCUGGAACGUUACACGCAUCGAGAUGUAAAUUAGACUCGAUGAAGAGGCCAAGGCUACUGACGCCACCUCUGCCAGUCCAACAGCCACACCGGCCCGUUUGUAAGAUGGCCAAAUCUGAUUACUAUUCCUGUUCUGCUCAUAUGCGUCUUGUUAUGUGUGUCUUGUGUCGUAAGUGUAGAAGUAGUCUCAAGGUUAGUACGGUUGCACUUUUUUAAAUGCCGGAUUAGAGGAAUGAAGGGGGGGCAUUUGGUUGUAAUAUAGCAGUGAAUCUGCCUCACUACGUUUCACACUGCACUGCCAUUUGAUUUACAGAAUUUAUUUUGUUUUGUUUGUUUUUGGGAGAGGUUGGAAGGAGGAGCACAUUUGCGCGUUGCCUUGUUUUUCCAGCGUAGCAGUUUGGUGUGAGGGUGGUGUGAGGGGACGUAUUUACAGUACAGCUGUCGUGUCGAGAGUCACUGUUUCCAGGGAGCGGUGUUUGGCAGGGUGGGGUCUCGAGGGGCCCUGGCUCGCUCUCGUGGCCGUGAAAGGCCGCCAGGUGGGACUCUUUACCCUGGACCAGGUUCACAGAGCGCUCAGGAUGGAGUCUCCCAGCGUUGGUGUGUGGUAAUGCAGUGUGCGGUAUGGAGGUGUAUGGUAUAGUACCUGUUUUACAGCACUUUAAACACUGAGGGCCAGAGCAGCUUGGCACAGCUCUGGCCUGCAUGCUAACAAAGAGCAUCAGUAUCAGGAAGACAGACCACACUCACUAAGCACUUCACAUGGACCAGGAAGGUAUGCUUUUACCUGGGAGCUGUACAGUAACACACACUUCAUUCCUCCAACCAGAGCACGAAACAGACCAGUGUCCUCUCAACAGACUGAGCUCUGAGCUUUCCUCCUCCAUACCCUCUACCUGGAGUGUAAGACAGUCUGAAUGAGAGAGGUCCAGCUUCACUCCUGCUCUCAGGAAGGUCACUGCAGAGUUCCCAUACUUGUGUAUGAACGACAAGGUUUAUGUUCUGUAUAUGAAAAAUGAAGAAAUCACAAAAUUGCAUCAUUCUUUGGGAGGAGUGUGAGAGUGCAGUUCUGACGAUAGUACUGUUGUAAAGAAACACAUUUUUGUUUAUCUGCCGUAUAUGAGUUGUGACUUUGCAUGAUGUGCCACAUCAUAUGUUAAAUAUUUAUUAAAUUUGAGCUUAAGAACAAGCACUGGAUAUAAGUAAAGUCAUUUUCAAAGCAA
Molecule: messenger RNA, 5065 nt
Organism: Anguilla anguilla (European eel)
Lineage: Eukaryota; Metazoa; Chordata; Actinopteri; Anguilliformes; Anguillidae
Product: dynamin-like 120 kDa protein, mitochondrial
Exons: 31
Coding region: 171-3236 (1021 amino acids)
Biological process (GO): mitochondrial fusion
Cellular component (GO): cytoplasm; microtubule; mitochondrial membrane
Molecular function (GO): microtubule binding; GTPase activity; GTP binding
Source: RefSeq, a predicted model, not a curated record